Molecule: messenger RNA, 677 nt
Organism: Ostrinia furnacalis (Asian corn borer)
Lineage: Eukaryota; Metazoa; Arthropoda; Insecta; Lepidoptera; Crambidae
Product: asparagine--tRNA ligase, cytoplasmic-like
Exons: 2
Coding region: 123-377 (84 amino acids)
Biological process (GO): asparaginyl-tRNA aminoacylation
Cellular component (GO): cytoplasm
Molecular function (GO): ATP binding; asparagine-tRNA ligase activity
Source: RefSeq, a predicted model, not a curated record
CAACGCAAGACAUUACAGAUUCCAGGGCGCAAAAUUAGUCGCAAUCCAGCGGGGCUACUCCAAAAAAUAUCAUCCGAAGUUUCGAAUGUUGCCAUCCCUCUCACGCAAAGCGAGAUGCCAGCAUGAGCGAGGGUGACAGAAGACCCAAAACUUUGAGACGGCAUUUCGGAGUAGACCUCUUACUCUGCAAGUUCCCGGCGGAGAUCAAGUCGUUCUACAUGUCCCGGUGCGGCGACGACGAGCGGCUGACGGAGUCUGUGGACGUGCUCAUGCCGGGCGUGGGCGAGAUCGUCGGCGGCUCCAUGAGGAUAUGGGGCCACGAGGAGCUCAUGGAAGGUACGUGGGUAGCACUGGUAGACUGUCUUAUUGGAGUAUAGGCUGUCCAUGAGGAUAAUGGGACCACGAGAAGCUGAUAAAAGGUACGUGGAUUGGUGUCAAACAUCGCAGGGCAUUACAGGUUCCAGGGGGCGUGGCGUGAGUUUACGUCAAACGCAAAAAAGUGACAUUAAAUGUAUGACAGAUUGUACAGCGCCCCUUGCGGAAACUUUCAAGAACUAAAUUUCCUAGUGGAUCCAUGAGGAUCUGAGACCACGAAGAGCUCAUGGAAGGUACGUGGAUUGCUGUCAAACAUCGCAGGACAUACCACAGGUGACAGAGCUCAAGGUGACAGCGGGGUU